Molecule: messenger RNA, 19262 nt
Organism: Cinara cedri
Lineage: Eukaryota; Metazoa; Arthropoda; Insecta; Hemiptera; Aphididae
Source: the annotation of a GenBank genome assembly
AAGCAUAUAAUAAUACACAAACGGCACACGGUUUGAGCGCACAGUUAUUCUGUUCGGUUAGUCUUACGUGUCGUUUCGCGUGAGGAUAUCCUACGUCGGUGCGUUUCAAAGCUGCAUUCGAUUUUCGGACGUUAAUAUUUAAAUUUAUUUUGUAUACAAAUUAUUUGCCUGGAAACAAUAAUAUCGAAGCUACCGAGUUUUUUAUUUUACACGGGUAAGAACACAAUAAUUUAUUAUAAGUACCAACAUUUUUUUUUUUUAUGAUAACAUCUGAUAGACUUUUUAAUUACCUAUUUCGUAUACCCUCGCACUGUAUUAAAACGGUUAUUAAUUAUUGAUUAUUGAUGAUAUUAGCAAAUUACUUAUUUUUUUUAAAAAGGUUUUUUUGGAAAUUAAACUUAUUUGUAUAACAGAUGCCUCAUAAUCUUCUAAUUAUUUCAACAAUUGUAUUCAAAAAAUUACUAUAAAUUUAUUCAAAUAUAUUUUUAUUUAGGUACGUACCAUAAUAAGUAUUUUUCGUUUUUUUUUGUUUCUCAAAUAUUCUAUUUGAAUCUGGCACAUCUCAAUUAUCCCGCGUUUCAUUUAUACAACUCCCUCUGUUGAUUUCUAUUUUAACUAUUUCGUUGUAACUGUUUACGUUAUCUAGUGGUGAAAUCUUUAAAAUAAUAUUAUUAUCAAAACAAUUUGACGUAGCCAAUAAUAUAAUACAAUUAUUGUUGAAAAAAAUAAAAUCUAUUGAAAUUAUUGUUUCAAAACUACCAAUAAAGUAAAAAAAAAAAAAUACUCAAUUUAUUAUUAUCCAGUAAAGUUUGAACAAACUAAAAACAAUUAAUGUUAUUAACUUCAGGAAAAAACUCGAAUGUUUACAAAAUAAAUGGUUAUUAUUUUUUUUUUUUAUAAAAUUAGACGCUGAAAGUGAUGGAACUUUUAAAUACAGGGUGUCCCACCGCGUUUUAUCUAUAAUAAAAAUAGAUUUCUUUUUCAAUCGAAUUUUAUUUCAGGGGGACACAUUUACAGAGAAAAAUUAAAUUUCUAUUUUAAUCUCUAAAUCACGGAAAAAAAUAAUUUGAAUUUUUCAGUUUUUCAAAUUUCCAAAAUAGCCAUUUUGUAAAAGAUAUCAUUCUAAAAUUGUUAAUGCACCAUAAUUUCGUAUAUCCGAUGUAUAGUUUUUAAACAAUAGUCGCUUUAAUUUCGAACAUAUUUAAAAAGAUUAGCUAAAGAAGAAAAUGAAAACCCGCCUAUUGUAAGAAUAGUUAUCAGUUGAUAGUUUUAUUACGAUUGUGAUUAUCUAUCGCGUAACGUAGUCAUUUAUUGAAUAUAAUUUUUUCACAUCUCUUCUCUAGAUGUUUAAACGUCUUUUUUACGAAAAUAUUCAACGCAUAUACACGUAUGUUAGAUUAAAAUAAUUGUUGGAAUAAUAUAUAUUACAAAUCGAUUUUUCUAGUAAUUAAGGGGUGAUAAUACAAAUUUAAUUUAUUAACAAAUAUAUGUCUCCUGAAAGAAAAUCCUAUUUGAAAAUAUACACAAAUUGAACAAAAUUGGUAACUUAAAAAUUUGCAUGAAGACAUUGGGACACCUUGUAUAUAUGUAACAUAACACGAAUUUAAAUUGUUAUGCAUUAUUUUAAAAUGACUACAUGUACCUAUCUCAAAAUCACAAAAAUGAUGGUAUAAAAUUACAUUUUAGAUUCCGAGCGUGGCGAGGGAGCAAUUGGUUUUACAAUGCUGUUUAUUUCUUCUUUUUUUAGAUUCCGAGCUUAGCGAGAGAACUAUUGGUUUUACAAAUAUGUUUUUUUUUCGUUCUAGUCUGUGGACACAUUUUUUCCUAGUAAACUUGCUCCAAUUUCUACGUGUAGCAACUUUUCUGAAAGCUCAAGUUGUCUAGAUGGUACUUUAAACAGGUCAUUUUUUGAUUUUCGACGCCAUUUUUUAAAUAAAAGUACUUAAGUGGGAAAAAAACGUAGGAAAACGUACAAUUUCAUGAUUUCAUUAUUUUUUUAAAAACGGACGACGUUUUCUACUAGAAAAAAUAAUUUAACCGAAAAAUCACAAAAUGCCUUUUUGAUUUACUUUCUUACGGUAUCAUCGCCAAAAAUUUUGAGUUUUUAAAGAAAUUUAAUUUUUUUUUGCUGUAAUUCGGUUAUAAAUACACAUAGAGAGUUGAAACUUAGUAAUAACACUUAUAUUGGACUUACUUAGACGUGGUUAAAUUUCCAAAAUCAUCGGAGGACUUUCUUUUUCUUAAUAAACGUUUUGAAAUUAAAUUUAAACGAAAAUCGCAAAAAAAAAUCAUGGCACUUCAAAUUAUGUAUUAUCAAACUGCGCUCGGUAUCGUCUUUCAUCAAGCAAUGUUUUAUCGUUGCUUACAGAUACAAGUCAAAUAACCUUAUGUAUCCUACCACCUUCCCAACUUCUCACCUACAAAAGGUGCUGUACCCGUCUCCAGUAUCAGUUCUUUUUUUUUAAAUGUUAUCUAAAAAUAUGUGAUGACUGAAAAAACAAUAAACAUUAGUAAAAAUAAACUUGGUUUUAUGAAAUAAUAUUUGUGUAUCUCUAUCGUAUUUAAUAGUUUAUUUUAAACUUCGAAUUAUAGAAUAUAUAAAAAAAAAACAAUUAAUUAAUACACAAUAAUUUAUCAAAGUCACUUAAGUUUACGGUGAGCGUAAAGAAUUUGUGCAUAGAGUUCUCUGUGGAACAAUACAAAUUAGAGAUUGAACCGGGUUUCCAUUGUCAAAUAUUUCGGAAAAUAUUCGGUUCGUGUGAACCGGGAUUUAAAUAGUAUAGAUCUCUGCCAAACUAUGAUCAUGUUUAUUUAGUAAUUACAUAGGUAUUUUACACUUUCUCGUUUCUAUCAUAUUUUUUUCAAAUUCAAUUUAAUUCGUUUUAUAAUUCAGUAUACACUAUGCAAUUUAUGAUUUACAUAUAAAUAAUAAUAGCCUUCUGGUAACGAAUACAUUUCCACUGUUUGGCAAAUUAAUACAGUUGACAUUUGUUCGUGUGCUAUUGUCUUCAUUUUUCUAGCUUGUUCUAUAGGUGUUUUCUUCUUUUUGCUUAAUUAUUUUUUUGUUUUUGUACUGGUGUUGUAUUUAAUGGAUAUCUUAUUGUUUCAAACUAAUAUAUCUGUAAUAAUAUUGCAAUACAAACUAGUUUAAAAAGUAAAAGGAGAAACAAAAUCACGCGAUCAAUGGGAAUUGUAAUUUCGGACCUUUACCGACACUUCACGAUUCACGAAAAUCAUACAGGGUUCGAUUGAACUACGAGUGUAUUUUUCAUAUCAUUCUACGUUUAACCGGCAUUCGGACUUUUACCUAACAUUUACAUCAGUAUUAACUAUUAACUGUGUAAUAAAACUGUAACUAUAUGUUCAACUUUCUCCGUCCAAACGAUUUAUAUACAUUUUAAUUAUUAAAAUUACCGUUAUGUUUAACUAAACUAUACCUGUAUUAUUAUUACGACGGUUAUAUAUUGUACACACAUUUUAUUUCGGUCGUUUUAUUAUUUGUUAUUAAUUAUAAUACCUAAUAAAGAUAAAUUCAAAUAUUUCAUUAUGUAAUUUUACUCUACUUUUAUAUUAUAUACCUACAUAUUUUACUAUCAGUGCCUAUAAUGUAAACGGCAUUAUAUUGAAAUUUAAAUAGGUGCACUCGGUAAGCUAAUUAUUAAUCUUAAAAGCGCAUAAUAUAUGUGAAAUACCUACCUGUAACGUAUAUGUAAAUCAAAAUAAUAAAAAAAAAAAAAAAUUUCAAAAAUACGCCGAUAAAAGUUUAUAAUUAUACACGUGUAUGCGUGUAUGUCUACCUGAUUAUAUAGUUUCAGGCAACGUACGUACGAUCCGAAUAACCUCCCCCCCUCUUCCUGCCUAAACGAGAAUUUUAAUAAUAACCGUGCCGAUUUGAACAAUAUGUACAUCGUGUAAUGUUAGCUCGUAGGUAUUACAUUCACAUUAGGUAUUUACAAUAAAUUUCGUAAAAUGCAUUAUAGACGAGAAGAUUUGACUGUCUCGUAUUCUCACGCCGUCGUCAUCUCGCCCAUCAUUAAGUCCGGGUUUCGUCGGGAACGAGCUGGUGGUUCAACGGAUCCCAGGCGAUAAUUAUAAUAUCGUUUAACGGCGCGGGCGGGAUUCGUUUAUAAUUUUCGGUACGUUUGCGUUUCAUUUAAACGAGUUCGGAGAUUAAGGAUAUUAUCUUUUGUUUCGCGUAUCGGGACAUUUUUUUUUUUACUUAAGAGUAUCGUGUCCAAUAAUACGGGCACACAGUAAAGUCCGUUGAUCACUCGGGUGAGUUAGAUCAUUUUGCUCGCAUGCGCGUCUACUAUAACCGUGUGUUAGUUUAAUAUAUUAUCUAUUAAUAAUUACCGAUACUAAUUAUAGUAUCAUAUAGUAUACACAAUCCAUAGAAGAGAAUUGCAUCUGUGACAAAGUAUAUUGUAUGUAUUUUGUUGGUAAAAUUUAGUACAAACGUUUUUUUAGAAAUCAUAAACUUCCACAAUUUUAUAUAUUAUGUGUUACAAGUGGUCAUAAAAUAAAAUUGAACAGAGUUUCGAAAAAAAUAAAACGUUUCGUCACUGAUAAUAUUCUCCUCGAUAUAAAGUGAACAUUUCGUGUGCUUAUAUUAUUACUAUUUUCAUUUUGCCACUAUAAGUAUUUGUGACGAUGAUACGGGAUCGCUUUUGAAUUUAUUCGAAUGUGAGUUUGGACUUUUAUAGUUUGAUCGGUUUCCCUUUUUUUUCCCGAUAAUUUCGUUAAAAGUGCCUACUACACGCAAACUCUGAAAAAUGGGAUGCAUUCAAUUAGGAGUUAAAUACAAAUAACAUUGUCAAACUUAAAAGAUAAUUUUAUAGCCACGAAUUAAAUACAACGCCCUCGCGAAAAAAUACUCUGUAGCAAAAAGUUUUAAAAUUGACUUUCGACGGUAUUUACUUCUGCCGUUUUUUUUUUCUACUUGUACCUUUUGUAUUGUAGUGUGUGUUUUUUUAUUUGUGUCCGAUUUUAAUAUAUUAUGACCUACAAAUGACCAUGCCAUAAAUUAUAUGAUAAUUGUUUUCGAAUUUGUCUCAUUCAUUAUGUAUGAACGAAUGAACUUGUGUAUGCUUCCCGUUUCGCGUAUUUUAAAUUUCAAUAUUAAUUAUAUUUACCGUUAUAUUGGCUUAUUUUACUAACAGAUUACAAAUAAAUCCCAUUGUAUUGUUUCUUAUUAUGGUUUUUUAAAUUAAAUUUCAAAGACAUUUUCAAAAUUUAACAACUAUUUUUAUGUUUUGUAGAAUCUGCAUGCUGUAUAAGAUGGUUUACAUAUUCAUCUAUAAAAUUUGAUAAACAAUGCAAAAUAAAUGCUAAACGAAUAGGUAAUUUAAAUUAUAAUAGCACCCUACCCCCCAUUCCGAGUUUAAUGAACGAGAAGCAAAAUAAAAGCUCGCAUUGUGGUAUUUUAUGAUUUUUUUUAUUUUUUAUUUUUAUUAUUUUCUAAAUUCAAUCCGGUCGGCAUCGGUCGACUAUUUUAUCCGUACGUAUAUAAAUUCGUGUGUGUAUGUUUCGAUAAAACAUGUUCGAUAAUGUUCUUUAUUAAUUCCCAUGUUAAGAAUUUAUCGUUACAUAAUAUAUAUAUCCAAUAUCGUGUCUUUCGAUCAUUUUAACAAUCAAUUGCGAUUGCAAUGUUAUUUAUUACGUAAUUUGUAUAUGGAUGGCUUUUAAUACCAAUAUUAUAGAUAAAACUUUGGCGAGCGGCAACGUUUGUUGUAAUAAUAUGAUAUUUAAUAUGUGAUAAGUCUAAUCGAUUGAUUUGACUGAACCGAACAGACUGAAUGAACGUGUCCUCAACGAGAAAAUAAUCUGUGUAAUUGACAACCAGUGAUUAAUGUGAUUAUUAAUUAAUUAAUCAAUGUUAUUACAGUUAUUAUCAGCAUAGUGUGAUAAUAUGUACCUAAAUAAACAAAAUAUAUUUUGCACUAACAAUGAAUUAAACAUUAAUUAUUUUAUUUAUGUUGAGUGUUGUUAUUUCUGUAAGGAUGUUGUAUUUUUUGAUACUUGAAACGCUAAUGAUUAAAGUGUUAAUUAAUUAUUAAUCAUUGACUACUAGUCAUCCAUUCAAUCAGAUUACCUAAUUAGACUUGCUCAUAUUCGAUAGCGGUGAUGUUAUUUUCUCGAUGACUAUCACCAUAUUCAGUUCAGUUAGAUCAGUCUUUUAGACUUACCCUAUUAUAUGAUCCUCGAUUGUAUCUCUUAAAUUCAAUACAAUUGCCUAGAUUAGGUAUUUUAAAAUAAGUUAUUACUCGUGUUAUCCACUUCAGAAAACAAAUUUGUAUUAAUACUAACUAAACACAAUUGUUUUAAGCACUUCUUAAAAAUUCUUAAACCAUAUAGAUUUUUUUAUUUGUUGAAAAUAAAUAUGAUUUUCUAUAGUGCAAUGCUCUGAUUAUAUUUCAAAUAUGUUUCAACACGUUUAAAAUAAUAUUAAAUUUCAUCUAAAUUAGAUUUUUUAUGACGACAGUUUUGUUCACUCUGCUUUAGUAUAUACCAAGAGUAUGUCUGAAUUAAAAUUGCACGCCAGUCAUCGUUGUGUUACUAAAAGACAAUAAACAUCUAUAAUUAAUAAACGUCCGUUUUUAUCUUCUCAAAUUGAUCACAACAAAUUAUUAAAAUUCCCUUUUUUUUCUUUUUAAAAUUUCUUUAUCUUCUUAUUUGUCGUACCUAUAUACUUACUAAGUUUACCAUUAUAUUAAUUAUUUAUUAAUACUCAAUAUAUAAAAAAGGGUCUUGUUCGUUAUAAAUAAAUAAAAUAAAAUGCAUUAUACUUCAUAUUAUGUUAGCUUAUAAUAUAAAAUAAAUAAACCUAAUUAUAUUGUAAAUAGUUUACAAUAUGGCACAUGUUUAUUUGAUUUUAAAUUCCUAAUGAAUUCCUAAUUAGUUUUACUGAGAUAUGGUGUUUUUUCUCUGAGGAACACUUUAGUUAGUAAAAAUCAUCCAAUUUUUUUUCUCGGCGUACAUUAAAAGAUGUUGGUACUUUAUUUGAUUAUUUUUUCUAGAUUCCUAAAGGUUUUCUAUAAACAUUUUUUUUAAAACCGAUAACAAAUGACGAUGUACAUAUACUUUGGUUUUAUGUUUGUUGGUUUCUGGGUUACAGGGGAAAACAAAUCUGCCUGAAACUAUAAUCUUACCUUUUUACCGACCUUCGUUCAGAAUAGUUUGUCAAUCGAAACUUUUAUUGUAUUUUCUUUUUAUAUAUCACCCUAGAUAAUGUCUUACAAUUUCCAAACUUUGCACCAAAAAAAGUGUGACUCUCGUGUACCCAUGGUGUAAAUAGUAUGUCCCGUUUUUUUUUUUUUUUCUCAAUAAUAUGUAACGUCUUAAAUAUAUGUAGUGUAGUGUAUGCUAUACUACAGUUAUACAAAUCGUAUACAAACUAAAAAGGUUAUGUAAUUAUUGAAACCAUAAUAUUCUGUUCCCUGUUAAAUAUAGACGAUAAAAAAAAAAAAAAAGAUAAUAUUUUUAUGUAAUACGUUGUAUACCUAUGUGUUGAAAAUAAAACAAAAGAGACGCAUGGAUAAUUUAAUGAAAAAAAAAAAAAAUAAUAAUAAUAUUUAGGUACGGCUAAUAUAUAAUAAAAUUAUCGUCGAACGGCAAUCGGUUUUGUACGGAAAAUGUGCGUGACAAUAUUAAUAUCGACAAAAAUAUAUCGCGUAGGUGAUUUCAGUGCGCGUGCAUACAGGGCGUGGACACUAAAGUCUGUACACUCGUAAAAUAUGUCGAAUGUUCGCGGUACGCUCUGUAUAAUAAUAAUAUAACAUGUCUACCGCAUGAUGAUAAUAUUACGUUGUACAUUACAUGUGUGCAACGCGUAUACUCUGCGGACUGUUGGCACAUAUCUCCGUUCGUUGGUGGCCACAACGACAAAAAGAAACGGGGAGGGGGAAAAAAAAAAACCAAUAAUAUUUAUAAAACCGUCACUGUUGUAUAGACGAAGUCGCCUGCUGUUGCGUUUUUCAGUGUUCAGCGUGUACAGCUCUCGCGCGACAAACUUGCUCACGUGAACAGCGCGUGUGGAUGAACGGACGUUAGUAUUUGUAUAAAAUGUAAAAUCGUAUUUAUUUUUUAUUUUUUUUUUUUUUUUUUCAUACCCCGAACUUUAUAUAACGUACGAAUAUUCGUGUACAGCACACGUACUCGUUCGAUAAACAAAAACGAAAAAAAAUCGGAAAAUUUUCCUCGUUUACGAUAACUGAUAUUUUAGUAUUUACCCAACCGUAUGCGCCUAUACUCUGUUAUGUUAUACAAUAAUAAUCUUUCAAAACGGCCGAUACUUAUUACGAUGAAAACGAAAAAAAAAAAACAACAAAACGCAUUGAAACGCCGACAUUUGUGCCGAUUCGUGCACGUUUUGAAGACGACCUCUACUCUCGUCGACGUUACAUUGCCAUCGUGCAAUAUUAUAUCCGCCAAACAGUCGAUUCGAAUCGAUAAUGUUUACGUUUCGGAAAACUCAGGCCGAGUGCUGUGCCGUCCAGAAUUCCGUUGCCCGCGAAUCGUAUACACAACAGACGGUUCGCGUCUCUAUAACGGGGAUGCCGGUCUUUUCGUCCGUUUUCGCCGUAGUAUCGCUCGUACAAACGGCUGGCGAAAUGUAAAAUGUCGUUCGCGGCGGUCCGUUGACAACACCCCCCCGUUGUUGUCGUCCUGGUCGUCGCAUCGCGAACCGACGUGGUAUUAAACUCACGGUUCGUUGUCCGCGUACGUGCAUACGCGUAGUGGUUUCUUCCGAUGUUCAAAUUUGUAAACGAGAUGUGCCUAAUCAUUUUUAAACCGCGUUGUAAUUUCGCACACUCGUGAAAAAAUUAACGAGAAAUAAUCAUUAUUGGUGCGUAUGCAAAUGCAGGAAGUGCGUGUUCGCCCUUUAUGUUCGAUAAUUGUUCGAUUCAUUUGUAAUAUUAAAAUUAACUGGCCGAACUCGAAUUUGUACAGCCACGUGCCGUGCGCUCUUCAGACGAAGACGGCAGACGCAUGACGUGCAACGUUCUCUAGUCUUGUCCGUAUAGAAACGUUAAAAUCUCGCGCGACCACAUGAGUUCAUAUCAAACAUAAUUGUAUACAGAGUGUCCUAUGCGAAGAUAUACCCACUGUAUUAUCCCCGGGGAUAAUAAAGAUAAUCAAAUUCUGUUUUUUUUUUUUUUUUUUGUACACAUUUAUUACUCGCUGGGAUCAGCACUAGGUACAAUAAUAUUUAUAUUGCAAUUAAUUUUUUAUGUUUUAGUAAAAAAUUUAAAAAAAUAACUUUACUUCAUUGUUUUUGAAAAAUUUGAAGAUUUUUAUAUUUGUAUAGAGUUUAUUUGUCUGAAAUUUGUAUUUUUAUUUUCAUUAAAUUCAUGAUUUUUAAUAAUUUUUUAGAGUUCAGAGAAAAAAAGUGUACAUUCAGUUGAUAUUAAUAAUAAUAAUCAUUUAGAUAAUGUAUUUACACAGCCUGUUGCAUAUAACUAUAGGUAUUUUUCUCUGAACUUUAAAAAAUUAUUAAAAAUUACGAAUUUAAUGAAAAUAAAAAAUUGAUGCAUUAAAAUUUUCAGAAAAAUAAACUCUAUAAAAUGAUUAUCUCCAAUUUUUUUAAAAAUGAUAAAAUAAAGUUAUUUUUUAUUAAAAUAUAAAAAAUUGAAUUUCAACAUAUAUAUUUACAGUCCUUAUCCCUGUGAUUAAUAUAUAUAUAUAUAAAAAAAAAAACAGAAUUUGAUUAUCUUUAUUAUCUUCAGAGAUAUUACAAUGGGUAUAUCUUCAUGGGACAUUCUGUAUAGGUUUACAUAAUUUAAUUACAGAUUAGUUUUGUAGCGCUCGUCCAAUCGGAAAAUCGUUAUUUUUACUCUGCUGACAAGCAUUUUAACAGCCUGAACACGAGAAGAAUAAAACACCAUUCAAUCGAUUUUGUUAUUGAUCUAAUAAAUGUAUAAUACAUUACAUUGUAAUAUUGAUAACGAUUUUACUGAUAUGUAAUAAUAAUAAUAAUAAUAAUUAACAACUGCUGCACGCCUAUUAUUUAUUUUCUAAAACGUAGUAUAAUUUUCUUAUGAAAGUCAUAUCGAGUAUUUAUCUUAAAAAAAAAAAAAAACCAGACUUCUAUACCGUCUACUGCGCAUACAAUGUUCAAGGUGAAUUGAGUAGUCCGUUUUCUAAAUUUAUCACAUUUUAAUAAGAAAUAUCAUCAUCAUUGUAAAAAUGCUAUAAGGCGUGAUUUAAUCAGACUAUUGGUGACUAUAGUCCAAUAACAUUUUAUAGCACAUUCGAAUUCCUUGCAAUAGCUAUAUUACUUAUAGAUUUGUUUUAGAACUUAAUUAACAAGUCGUUAAAAAACAACAAAUUUAAUAGGUUAUCUACACAAUACAAGGUUAUCGAAAUAUCAUAUAAUCAGGCGAGUAUAGGCAGAUUUUUUUUAAAUUUUAUCCUUGACUAUAGGUAGGUACACAUACAUUAUAAUAGCGUGCCCCCAUAUUAAAUUCCGAGUUUACCGUGGACAGGAAACGACUAUUACUUUUACACUGAUAUUUUAAAGAUGUUUUCGUCCCGAAAACAUUUUCUCGGUUUAAUUUCUCGCGCUAGCCGAAGAUAUAAUGGACACCCGCAGCGAUAACACAAUAUUUAUUCAUUUGGCAUUUUGUAAUUUUAAUUCUUAAAUUUUACUUAAAAUCGGUUUUUUUUUUUUAGUAUAUAUUGCCUAUUACGAUAGUUUUCGGUCUUUGAGUAAAAAUAAUCACGAAAUAUUGGGCCUGCCCGUUUUGCACAAGAGUAACUCGCAACCACACGAAAUAGUGACCCGGAUCCCGUCAUCUUAACGACCGGAUUACAGGUUUGCAACAAAAAUUUACCAUUAUAAUAUUACACGUACAAUAAACUAGUAACAAUAAUUGAGUACGUUUAUAUUGUGAUUGAGUUAAAACGGUUUGAAAUUAAACGGUUUCUCUAAAUAUCUAUUAUACAUAAAUGCAUAAUGCUUAUACCCGUUUUUACAGUACCUACGUCCAAUGUCAAUAGAUACGAUAAUGUAAAGCGCGACUUAGCGAGCAUUUUGUAAACCGGUAUAAUAUUUAAUUUUAUUGUCUUAUUAAAAUCGAAUCGAAUAAACUUAACCGUAUUAUAUUUUGACAUAAUAGGAUUCGAGGAAGUAUUAAACGAGAAAAUCUGGACGUGACUUUUUUUAAAACGGGUAAUAAUAAUUGACCACGCGACGCGCAUUUUAAAAAAAUGACAAAGUUAAAGGAUAUAUCAAAACGCGUUUAUACCGUGUACCAGGGACGUGUUUUUUCUGUCGUAUUCAUUUGGUAAACCGUGUUUUAAACGCUCGAGAGACGGUUUUAAUUUUUAAACUAUCUCGUUUGCACGAGCGUUUUAAUCCCGGAAACGGUUUGGUGUCUUCAAACCGUUUGAAAACGUGUUUACCGUUUGUACGCGAUACGCGUAAGUUUUAGUUUCCGAACAGUUAACAUUGAAAACCGAUUUAACGUCAUCGCGUAAACACGCUAAUUGUCAUUGUAUUGGCCGUUUCAUUAGACGCGAACCGCCACCGCGGUUGACUGUCGCAAUAAUGAAAUUAUCGUACCCGUGCCAUCGUCCGCGCCAACCGGAUUUAAUAUUAUUGUCAAUAAGAGAAACAAAUUGCCGCGCGUGUUGUAUUAAAGCGACGGCGUUCCGGAUUACAUUAUCGUGCGGGUGCCGCACGUCACAUAGCGUAACGCACGGUUGUGUGUAUUUCGUAUUGUGUGAUGAUAUAAAAAAUGAUUAAUCGACGAAAUCGGAUUUCGUUCGAUAUCCGACGCGCGGUUUAUUCCGGUCGGUCGAAUUGAUUAAUAAUUAUUAACGGCAGCUCGCGCUGUGUACCGCAGUGCCGCGAACAUCACGGUGGAUGCGCACGGGGGUGGCUAUGCGCGGGUUGGCGACUGUCGGAAGUUAUUCCAAUAUACCCGGCCUAUUAUUAUUAUUAUUAUUAUUGAUUAUUAUUGAUUAUUAUUGAUUAUCAUCGAUUUCGGAGUUCGGACGAUUUAAAACGGUACAAAUCGAAGACGCGAGAUGCUACGGCGGGUGGUCUAUAUCGAUCAGCGAGACGCGGAUACUUAUGUACACACGCACUUGUAAUGAAUUAUCGAUGACGGUUUCGUCUGCCAGAACCGUGCGCUGCGUACGCGAUAAUAUUAAUCGACACGAUAACAUGCGUAUGGUCUGACGAUCGAUUUUUAUUAAACCGCGCGUUCGCUGUUGAUCGUAAUCUCUGAACCGCGCACGUGUAACUUCUAGGCAAGCGUGCGGUACAUUAUACGGUGGUUCCGAUAUCGUUAUAUUCGUUUCGUCCGACAUCAACCGCAGUCGAAACGGAUCUUUUAAAAGAGAAAUCUACCGGUGUACGCGAUUUUCCGUUUUACUCAAUACCGAGCGCGCGCGCGUUACAUCGCAACUGUUGCUCUUUUCAAUGGUAUAUAUUAUAUUGUUAAUUGUUUAACGUUUCCAAGAAGAACGGCGGUGUUAAUUAUACUGUGCGUAUUGUUUAACCCGUAGCGAAUAAAAAAAAAUCCCGUCUCGACCUUCCACCGUUUCCAAUAUGAUAUGUUAUUUUUGUAUAUUAUCGAUGUGAAAUGCGACCGUGAUGACUAAGAAUGCCACUGCCUAUACCGAUUUAGUGCGAAACGUACGGAGUUAUUACGUGUGAUACGUAGCAUUAUACAGAAAUACGUAACGGUGACAAUUUUUCGUGUGUCCGAUAUUAAAAUGGGGAAUUUAAUGGAAAACCGCAUGAAAUUCCUGUAAAACGAUACGAAAAACGUACAUUUUAAUUAAAACGAAAUAUGUAUCUCGAAAGUCGUACAUAAAAACGGGAUUCGCAUUGACUCAUCCCUGACUGUAUAAUAGGUAGGCGCUUGUAUUCUGCCGGUACUAAAAGUUUUGCUUCUCCUGUAAACAAUUUUAAAACAGCGGCUUACGACGUCUUCUACUUAGGCUAUUAUUACCUUAUUAUUUUAUACAAUUUUGUAACGAUAUCCGUUUAAUGGGAUUUCAGAUACCGUAUAUCUUUGUUUUAAAUCGUGCAAACUUAGAGAGAGAUCAAAAUGUCUACGACCGCGACAUCGAUACCACAACAUAAUGUGAAAUUGCGCCGUGAACUGGGUCUCUUCAGCGCAGUAUGUCUCAUUAUAAGCGUAAUGUUGGGUAAGUGAUUUUUGUUAUUAUUAUUCUUUACGUUCGUCGUUUUACCCAGUCGAAUAAAUAUUAUUGUUUAUGUUUUAUUCGCUUUAAUACAGGAUCGGGAAUUUUCGUGUCGGCGGGGAACGCUUUGAAGAACACGGGAUCCGUGGGCAUGUGCCUCGUGAUUUGGGCGUCUUGCGGCCUCUUGUCACUCUUGGGUAAGUUUUUUUUUCUAAACGUAAAAAUUAAUAGAUGAUAAUAACCCCCCCCCCUUCCAUACAAAUUUUAUAACAAAUAAGGGUGCGAAAACAAGUUCCGUGCAGGGAAGAAGGACUUAAGGACUUAAUUUUAAAUUGUUUACAAUACAAGCAAAUUACAUUUUGAAAAUACAUACACUUAUGCAAUUUAGAACAACAAAUAAAAUGAGACAAAAUUACGCAAGAUAAACUUAUAAAAACAAACGCCAGAAAUUGAUUUAAGUCCCUCUUCUUCGAGAUUACAGAUAUAAUUUCAUAUAAUAACCAGGGUUCUGUCGUAACUUAUAACAUUUUCAUUUUUAUUUUGAUAGGUCCUAGAGACACCUAUAAGUAAGCUAUGAAUUUAUUUCGUUUAUAGGUAAUCGACGAGUCAAAUUUGACAUUUUAUGAUGCAUAUUUGUGGUGUUAUUUUGCUAUCUUGGUUUGGUAUAUUUUAACAUUUUUAUUGCAUAUUUGUGCGUUUAUACGAAUGUUAUUAAGAACAUUUUAUUAUAUUUUUGUGUUAUUAAUAGAUUAACCUUUUUUUGAGCUAAAAGUUUCGAACUCUGUUGAUAAUAAUAAUAUGAAAAUACUUAUAUUAAUAUUAAAAAUAAUAUAUUUUUUUUUUCUACAGUUUUCUCAAUGUUCAAUUCAAAUUAAAUAUUAUAAAGUAACAGUUUACAAUUCCUACGUUAAUAAUAUUAUUAGUAGGCAUAUUAUUUACUAUAUUAUAAUGAUUUAAACAUUAAAUCGAUUAUAAAAUUCAUGUCAAUACGCUUAAUAUUAUAUUAAUUUGAUUGCAAAAAGCGUCAAAAUGUUUUUGUUUGCGUUAAAUAUAUAUAUAUAUAUAUAUAAAUUUGGUGGUAGGACAGUUUUAAUAAUAGUCAUCUAAAAAUUAAUAACGAACGGUUUUGUUUUUCCAUUUUUUAUCGCACGCUUUAAAAUGUAUUAUACUUACCGCACUACUACGUCAUCAUGCGAUGACACGACUUAAUAAUUUUGGUAAUAAAAUACGUUACAAUAAAUUAAAAUCAAAUAGUUAAAACGCACUACAAUUCGAGGCGAAAUUUCAAUAAAUAUCCCAUCGUAUUGGUAUAACUACAUUUUUUUAAUGAUAUAUAUUUGGUAAUCUAUUAUAUAAAUACGAUGUAUCAAAGUUGAAUGUUAUUUAUGUUAUCAGUGUUAUCACAGUAAACCCUAAAAUUAAUAAAUUUCAGUCAUUGGCAGAUAAUAUUACAUAAUGUAUUAUAUAUGCACGUGCAUAAUACGUGUAUACAUUAAUAUAUGUAGACAUAUAAAAAAAUUAUAAUAAUUAUAAUUAGUAUUUUUGAAUAUUGAAAAAUAUGUCGAGCAUAAUAAUACAUUCUCUAGCAAUGAAAUUCGAUAUUGUAAUAUUUGUUUAUUUUCGGGUGUUAUUUAGAGGGAUAUUAAGAAACAUUUUUUUUUUGAAAUCUGUUUUCCCCAAAAGUUUAUUUUCUUAAUAGUUCAUUUUCCAUGAAAUAUUACAUUUUCGAGUACAAAAAAAAAAAAAAAAAUGAUUUAUUUAAAUAUAUUAUGUACAGACUAUAUACACACAAGUGUCUCACGAAUUAUACAUCUGCGUUUUAUAAAUUAUUGUCAAAAUUAGUGUUACCGACGACACUUUGUGAUUUUCCAUCAAUAAAAUAUUAUUAUAAUGCGAGAAUGUUUAGUGACUGUACCCGCACUGUGCCAAAGUUCAGACCACUGCUGCAUUGAGCUGACGUCCAGAAUAGCGGGUAUUUUUAUUUCAAAUUUUCGCGCGGAAAAUACUAAAUGCGAUGGAAAAAAAAAAUAAAAAUUUACUUAUUUUUGAAAAAUUUAGAUUGGGAGAAUCUUUUUCGGUAAAUAUGAAAAUUGUGGAAAAUUAGAUUGGAUAUAUUAGAUUUGGAAAAAUUUAGGAAAAGUAAAAGUAUGUGCUGCAACCAUUAUUAGAUAAUGUCAGUGUGAUAAGCGUUUUUAAAUGCGAGAAACCUUUGUGUUGAAAAAUAGUAUUUACGAUUUAGGUUAAAACAGCCUACUAUGAAAAUUAAAUAACAUUACUUUGCCUAGGGAAUCACGUAUCUAUUUAGCUACAUAUUAUUAUAAAUUAUGAAAAAAUGUUAUGACUUUUUUAGUUAUAAAAACGGCCACUUUUUAAUUUUGAAUAUAUAUUUACCGUCAAAUUUGAGUAAAAUUAAAAUCAAUAGAUGAAUGUCACAGCCGCAUAGACGAUGUCUAUAAUUUUCAUAACGAGUAAAAAUUCUUUGAAUCACUUUGAAGAGUUGGUAGAUUUUACCGUAAUAUGUAUGGUGAACGUCAUACUUUUGAAGAAAUUUUAUGGCAACAGAAUAAAAUCUACGGGAUCUUUUUUAAUGAUUUAUUCGAAUAAUAAUUUCGGUUCGAUAAAUGUAUUAAUUUUUCCAAAAACGUCGUUGAAAUUCGGUCCUAUACGUGACCCCGUAAAUGUAUUCAUUUUAAUUUUGCAAAAAUAAAAACCGUUUCGAUGUCCGACAGGGGCCUUGUCGUACGCCGAACUGGGCACGGUGGUGAACAAAUCUGGCGGCGAGUUCAGCUUCUACCAGGCCGCUUUCUCCGACAAGCACAAGUUCUGGGGACCUCUGCCCAGUUUCAUAUACUCUUGGGUGAGCAUCAUGUACGUCCGUCCCGCCGAAGUGGCCAUCAUCAUACUGACGUUCGCCGAAUACUCCAUCCAGCCGAUCAGCAUAGCCACCGGGAUGGACGAAGAAAACGUGUACGUGCUGAAGAAAAUCGUCGCCAUACUAACGCUCGGUAUGUUCUGGAAAAUAUUGUUCUUUGAUUUAAAAAUAAUUGCCGUGUUUCGGCGGUGCGGUUUUUAAACGACCGGCAGUACUGUACAGCGAAUAAAUCGUUUUUGGCGAUAUUUCGACCAAAGCGGCAAACAAUACAGCGGGGAAUCGUUUACCGAAAAUUGCGUCGCCAUAACGCGGUGCGUUGCUUUCAUAAUAUUCCGGGUGCGUGUUCGGUUCGGUGACGCCGCGCACUCGUAUACGCGCCGAAAUAUUAUUGUUAUUUCGUAACGACGUUUUUACCUACGUAUUCCGUUUGUUUCAAUUUAUUUUUUUUCUCCGAUUUCUCAGGUAUCAUUACUUUCAUCAAUUACACCAGUGUCAAAUGUUUCGUCAAAAUCCAAAACUUAUUCACCAUGUGCAAAGUGGCGGCUUGUAUAUGCGUCAUCGGCGGCGGACUGUAUCAACUCUACAUAGGUAAAAUGUGAUAAUUAUUAUUAUCAAAUAAUAAAUACCCGUAUAUUAGUCAUAAAAAAAAAAAAAAAUCAAGAAACACGUUAUUACACUAUGUUUUUAACAGGUAACACUGCGAAUUUGAUGACCGGUUUUAAAGGCACGACCCUAUCGAUCGAAACGCUGCCCAUAGCUUUUUACAGCGGACUUUGGGCGUACGACGGAUGGUAAGUCAUCGCCGUUGUUAUUGUUGUUUUUACGAUUGGGUAUUCGCGAUUUUCGAUAUUGAUACAAGUAAUGUUUUACGCGUGUUACAGGACCGCUUCGACCGUGGUCUCGGAAGAAAUCAAAAACCCUCAAAGGUACAUGACUUUCUAUUACCCAUCGUUUCUAUUGUGUAACUCGUCAUUUGGUUGGCGGAACUCAAAUCGGGGCUCAAAUUUGCAACCUAUUAAUUGUUUGACGUUAAUUUAUCGAUAUGUUACAGAAAUAUAUUGCUCAGUAUUCUCUUGGCAGUGCCGUUCGUCACGCUCAUUUACGUUUUGAUAAACGUAUCGUAUCUAACGGUUUUGACGGUCGACGAAAUGAUGGAAGCCCCCGCCGUGGCGGUCGUAAGUACAAAUUUUACUCUGUAUAAUGUAACGAUACAAUUUCGAUAAAACCGUUGAUGCCUAUUUGUUAUGUUAAAAAAAAAAAAUUAUUUUUUUUUGUUUUAGAUAUUCGGAGCUCGAGCAUUAGGUCAUUUUAGUUGUAUCAUUCCCUUUGGUGUAGCCGCAGCAACGUUCGGUUGUGCGCUCAGCGUUCAGUUCGGUAUAACAAGGUCGGUUUCAAUUUUCAUUUGAAAAUACAUAUAUGCAUACGAAAAUUGAUGCAUUUGUUUAAGGUUUUUUUUUCUUCGAUAUUGUAUAUUUUAAUCAUUGCAUAUAGGUUAUGUUUCGCUGCGAGCAGAGAAGGUCAGAUGUUAGAAGUCUUCUCUUACGUGAGCGUCAAAAGGCUAACGCCUGCUCCCGCAGUCGUUUUACAGGUCAGAUAUCAUUAGUUCGUAGAGCAUAAUAAAAUAAAUUAUCAUACAUUUUUAAUUAACUCUAUUCGUUUCCAUACACGCGUGAGAAUUCGAUAGUGAAACUAACGAUAACGGGGUUUUUUUUUUGUCUUACAGGGUCUGCUCACUUUAAUUUGUCUAUUGUGCGGAGACAUCGUAGCGUUAAUAGAGUUUGCCAGUUUCUUGGUGUGGAUGUUCUACGGUAUCUCCAUGGUGGCAUUGUUAGUGAUGCGUUUUACCAAGAGAGACGUUAAACGUCCGUUCAAAGUAAACACAUCACAUUGUAUUGUCGUAGUAACGACAUUAACAUAUUACUAUCGCCUCUAUGGUGGUGCCAAACGUUGUUUUCUCCCCCGUGUCCUACUAUGGACGUUAUAAAAUAUAUAGGAUACUAUAUGUAUAUGUAUAAUGAGGGGGGGGAAAUAAUUACUUGGAUAAUAAUGAUCCCAUGAUGAAAGAAUUCAUCUUAUCGGAUCGACGAAUCAAAAUAUUGUUCUGCGGGUAUGUAUUUUGUUAUCAAUUGUCACCUCUAUGGUGGCGCUAAAAGUUAUUUGUCUCCGAUGCCCUGCUAUGGGCUUUAUAGGAUAAAAAAAAAUAUAGCAUGGUGAAAGUAUUCAUCUUACGCGCUUAUUAUAAUAUAAUUUCCAACAGCAUUUUCGAUAUACCUACUUGAUUAUAAAUUAGGUUAUUAUUUUCUUGUAUGGGAACUUAUACUCCGUCCCGAACACACACCGUCACACCGGCGACCAAAUACUGUGAUCGGUAUUAUAUGGUUUAUAAAGCUGACGUGCGGAUGGCAAUAAUGUUUACGGUAACGAAUUGAAAUUCUAUACGAACGCUAUAGUUGUGCCUACCUACCCAUUACCACCUAUCUAUCUGCCCCGCAGGAAGUAUGUAGCUAAAAACACGUAUCGUUUGAGCACGCAACGGGGUUAAGCGAAAUGUUCGCCGUUAUUAAUGUAUACAUUUUUUUUUUUCCCAACCCGUUCUGCAGGUGCCCAUUAUCAUUCCGAUAUUCGUGCUCGUCAUGUCGACCAUUCUGUUCCUGACGCCCAUAAUCAGUAAUCCCAAACCUCAGUUCCUCAUAGGCCUGGUGUUCAUAUUGUCAGCGUUUUUGAUAUACAUUCCGUUUGUGUAUCAGAAGACGAGGUUCCCGAUAGUCGGUGCGUACAACUAUUAACAUUGUUAUUUAUUUAUUUGAUUGUUAUUCUGUUUUUUUUUUUUUUUGUCUUCUGCAGAUGAUUUCACCAAAUUCAUCCAGAUGGUGAUGAAGGUCGUACCGCCCGAGAACGACGAUGCCGAUGAGGAGACUUGCCGGAGGUGCGUGGACGAUGUCGACGACAUUCCUGGAGUCAUCGAUGUGAUGCUCACUGAAAAAGUGUAACUACCAAGUAUUAAUCGGAUUCCAGUACGUCCAGUCCAGUACUCGAAUCGUACCCCGCCCCUCCCGUCGCCACAUUUGGCGCACAUCAGUCUGUGAUAAUAGUUUAAAAAACCGUCAAAACACAUAAUAAUGCUGUAUUUAAGUAUUUUAUUUAUUUAUUAUAUUAUGUACAUUGUACCUGUGUGUACAUGACUAAAUUAUUGUGUUUAACUUAUAAUGUAUAUAACAUUUUUUUUUUUUUU